Pocillopora damicornis (cauliflower coral) is the source of this 554-nucleotide messenger RNA. RefSeq lists its product as uncharacterized. Lineage: Eukaryota; Metazoa; Cnidaria; Anthozoa; Scleractinia; Pocilloporidae. Gene Ontology annotation, molecular function: protein binding. The record is from RefSeq and is a predicted model, not a curated record. Gene Ontology annotation, biological process: signal transduction.
GGUUCCAGCAUCAUACAAAAUAGAGAAUCUAAGUCAACUAAAGACCCGAACACUGAAAACAUAUUGCCACCACUUGGCAGGUAUUCAAACAACACCACCAUUUACAUAUUGUGUGCAGUAUUUCUUGUGAUCUUAUCGGUGGCUAUUGUGUUUAAGUUGCAAAAGAAAAAUAAAGGUAGAAGUCAAUCAGAAGAAACUACAGCUGAUGCACCUCCAUCCUUGCCAGGCCCAUCAUUGUCAGGCCAAUCAGAGCAAGGUGAUGAAGCUUGUCAUAUUGAUUUAGGAACAAACCAUGUUGUUUAUCGAGGUGCCCAUUCAAGUGAGAUGGGAGACAAAUCCCUAAACACAGUAUCCGCUUUGACUCAUGGGACUGAAAAUAAUGGUUCAGCAGACAGAGUUGAGGUAGAAGCACAGCUUCCAGGUACUCCUUCUUGUAUUAAUGAAACACCAAGGGAUUUACACCAACCAACUGACAAGAACACAUUACGCCCAAACAUUGUACCUUGUCUGGUGCCUGCUUCCUUGGGUGAGUGUCAGUUUUAGUGCCUAGUACU